UCCAAAAAGUAACAAUGUUAUGAACAAAUAAAUCAAAUUCUAAUCUAACUAGUGAAAAGUGUUGAACUAAUAAUUGUAAUUGUGUCAUGUAGUAAGGAAUAUUCACAAUUGACCGUUAUGCAAAAACUAAUCCCAUUUCUCAUCUGUGUGAAACGAGUUAGCUGAUAAAAUGACGAGACGAAUAGGGUUCGUCCUAUUGCUGAUUUCAUCAAACUGGGUUCAUUGCCACUGUCUUGCUGCAGCAAAUUUCAAAGCAUCUGUAAAUCAUAAACCAAGCUUUCACAAUUGUGGAGAAUACAAACCGACAUUCAAAGAAGAACAAGAAUCUGGGACAUCUGUACACCGCGUGACCGCCACUGAUCCAGACCAAUCUCAAACGAUAAAGUACAGUAUUGCAAAUGAAACGAGACAAGAACAGCUUUUCGCCAUCGAUGAAGAUACCGGUGAGAUCUUUUCGGCACAAAUUUUCGAUCGAGAUCCUCCGUAUCGGGAUACCGAGUUUUACAUCACGGUACGAGCGACCGAUAACGGUCAGCCCAGUCUGGAUGAUGUGUGCACGAUCAAAGUGACGAUUCUAGAUAUCAAUGACAAUCCGCCAGUGUUUGAUAAAGACUUUUAUGAAGCAUUUGUUUUCAUGAAUACGACACUUCACCAGCAAGUGACCAUCAUCACUGCAAAGGAUAUCGACGAGCAAACAAAUAGCGUUGUUAAUUUCGAAAUUGUACAGGAAUAUAAAGAUGGCAGUUACUUCGAGAUUGACCAACACACUGGCGUGCUAGCACUGGCUAAGCGCAUCGAUCGCAACCCAGGAGAGUAUUAUGCGCUUCGUGUUCGCGCUUACAAUCAAGGUUAUAUAGAAAACGAAUCAGAAAACCCAGAAGUUGAUGUGAAGGUACACAUAAUUGACUCUGACAAACGCUUACCAUAUUUCACCAAAGUGCCAAAAGUUCCUGUCAUACUACACGAAAAUUUCACUGCAUUUGAUCAGAUAUUGGCAGUGUUUGAAGCGAAUUCAAAUAUAAACAACGAUAGCAACGUUAUUUUUGAAUUAGUUCGAGGUAAAUUUGAACAGACUAAUUCAUUAAACACAUUUUUGUUGGAGCAGAUUAAUAACACAGCCCACAUUAAGCUGGCAAGAGCGCUCGAUUAUGAAAGCGUCACCGAAUACACCAUAACGGUGAGAGCUACGAACAGGCACGAUCUAGCAGCGGAGGCUGUGGUGAAGAUCAUGAUCCUGGACGUGAAUGAUAAUGUUCCGGUGAUCAUUAAAGAUGUAUCAUAUCUGGAGCAUGAACUCAUCGACAAUACACCGGUAAUCCAAAUACACGCGUACGAUUUGGAUGGUACGUCGGCUAACAAUAUAAUUUCGUAUAGCAUCGCAGAAAGUAAUCAGCUGCAUUUUACAAUUGAUUCCCACACCGGAACAGUAACGAAACAAAAUAGGCUCAAUGAUGACGAAAAGGACAUUUAUUUUAUUAAAAUAUUGGCCAAAGACAACGCGCCAUCCGCCUUAUUUCGAAAUAAUAAACCAAACAUGAGCUCUCACACGUUAAUAGUUAAAAUAAUCAAUAGAGAUCUUAACAUUAUUCCCCAGAAUGCAAUCACUAAUAUUCACGGACAAGAACAGCGGACCAGUAAUGGCAUAUCUUUUCAAAAUGCUUUAAGGAUUUCAAAAAGUUAUGAGGAGAGGGAUGUUUUCAACGAUAGGUUCAUUAUGGUUCACAAUUAUGAAGGCACGCUUACAGAUAAACUGAUAGGAAGUGUGUAUUUCGAUUAUGAUAUUGAAGAUAAUUCAAAUAAAUUGUUCCUUUGGGAUGAGAGGGCCAGUACAGGAACAAGGAAACACUUCAAGCUCAAUUCCAAGAGCGGUAUGAUUAUGAUGCUAAAAGGCACACCCGAAGGAAUAUACAAUCUAGAAUUUACAGUGAUUGAAGAAUCAUCCUAUUUUCCACGACACAACGUAUCUGCUCGAGUGACGGUGACAGUGAAGAACAUCUCGGAGGAAGCGGUCGACCAGAGUGGAUCGAUUCGCUUCUACAAUGUAACGGCUAAGAAAUUCAUAUCUCAGACCCUGGGUGAGCUCAACACACCCAUGUAUCGACUUCAGGAAAGCAUUGCAAGCAUUCUGGAUACCAACCCAGAUAAGGUGGACAUAUUCACGAUCAACAAUCGUAAGCUUGCCCGGGGUGCAUUCUUGGACGUGUUCUUUGCAGUAGAUGAUACUAUUUACACAUCGUCAGAGUUCUUAAAUGCAGUGUUAAGUUUGCAUCUACGCAAAUUGGAGGAAGACGUCGGGUAUCGAAUUGUGUCGGUUGGCAUAGAUGAAUGCAUUGCAAAGGGUCAUAUGUGUCAGCAGGCAUGUAAGAAUAGGGUCCAUAGAUCACAAAAGCCAAUCGUAGUGCACACCAACACUAGCUCGUUUGUGGGAAUGACCACAUUGGUGCAAGCACAAUGCAUCCCACAGAUACAAUCUUCGUUGGUAGCAUGCUUGAACGGUGGCACUUUCCAGAAUGGUAAAUGUAAUUGUCCCAUGGGGUUCGAAGGUCCCCAGUGUGAGAAAUUGGACAUCUGUUUUGAUGGAAUUGGGUAUGCAAUCUAUCCAUCGAUCAACAGUGGCAACGUAAACAACAUCAGCAUUGGGUUAUUGCCCCGACAAAAAGACGGGUUGGUAUUCUACAUGGGUCCUCUGAAGUAUGGCCCAUCUUUGAAGGCACUACCUUUUCUGGCAUUGGAAAUCAACGAUGGUAUGUUGGUCUUACUAUUGGACUAUGGAACUGGAAUGAUUCGGUUCGAUUAUCAACAACUGAUUUUACAUACACUUACAACAGUAGAUAUUGUGUUAGAGCCUCAUCGGUUUGAGAUACAUACUGCAAGCAACAAAUUGAAAGGUAGCAGUAGGAGUCGCUAUGAAAAUAAGGAUUUGAGUGGGUUUCUUCCAGGCAACAUGUCUAUUUUGUUGGGUGGUACAGUCAAUCACUUUGCCAAAGACUUGUUGUACAAUUGGCCGUUACACCUCCUGGGUACACCAGAAACGUUGGAUUAUAAUGGAUGCAUGCGAAACCUCACAAUCAAUGGGCAUACGAUAGAUUUCAUGCUGCCGAUGGUAGCAAAUAACGUUUCUUUCAGCUAUCUGUGGUCCGAUUCGGUUCAUAUAUCUCCAAAUCGGUUCAUGUUUUCUUUGAUGAUAUUUGCAUUUCUUAUAGUAAUAAUAGCAAUAUUUUCAUCGCGCAAUAAGAUAAUUUAUUGGAUGAAGUACAAUUACGAACGAUGUUAUCAAUAUUCAAUGUAUGAAACGGAAACAAAUGGUAUGAAACCCCUUAUUUCCAUUUAAGAUAAAUGUAUCUUAAGAAUUAAUGAUUUGUUAUUCAAUGUACUGGGGCAUAUGAAGACUAGAUAAAUUGGUCAAAAACAGAACUGUUAACAUAUUAUGCAGCAAACACAACAUUAAAAAAUUGAUGCAAAUCAUAU
Messenger RNA from Anopheles arabiensis, 3468 nucleotides. Its product is annotated as DE-cadherin-like. The record is from RefSeq and is a predicted model, not a curated record. Bases 170 to 3331 code for a protein of 1053 amino acids. Lineage: Eukaryota; Metazoa; Arthropoda; Insecta; Diptera; Culicidae. Gene Ontology annotation, biological process: homophilic cell-cell adhesion; cell-cell junction assembly; calcium-dependent cell-cell adhesion. Gene Ontology annotation, cellular component: adherens junction; catenin complex; plasma membrane. Gene Ontology annotation, molecular function: cadherin binding; calcium ion binding. The transcript has 2 exons.